AUGCUGCUACACCGUCUGUUGUAUCUUGUGGCUUUGCUUCUUGGCGUGGCAUGUGUCUGUGGGGCGGAUGAAGAGGCAAAAGCUGCGCAGGGGCUUUAUCCUGAUGCUGCUGAUUCUAGCAGUACUUGUGAUGGCCCUAAAAAAACUCAAAGUGCUUGUAUUUCUGGUUUACCUGCUAAACUUCCUGCGACUCCUCUUCAGCCUGGAGAUAGGGGUCAACCUGCCAUUGAAAAUCUCGCUCCAGAUAGUCGUACUGGUCCCGUCACUACCGUGCGGGGAAGUGAUAGUGAUCCGCAUGUAUCUGAACAGCAUGGGCCAGAACUUCAAAAAGAAAAGGAUCCAUUAGGUAGUCAGAACAACGUACAAGGAGUGGCAGCGGACACUCAUGUAAACAACCCAAACACACAGCCAUCAUCAUCAUCUCUUGGGCAGCGACCUCCCAGUGGGUCAAGUGGUCCUGAGGGCCAAACGAGAACGAAUGGUGGAACUACACAAGACUCUAAAGAAGAAAACCGCAACACAGAAAUCGAUACUGGAAGUACAGGAUCCCAGAGAACUGAUGACUCAACAGAACAUCCUACUCCAAAUGCA
This is a messenger RNA of Trypanosoma theileri, 591 nucleotides long. RefSeq lists its product as uncharacterized. Lineage: Eukaryota; Euglenozoa; Kinetoplastea; Trypanosomatida; Trypanosomatidae. The annotation marks the transcript as partial. The transcript has a single exon. The record is from RefSeq and is a predicted model, not a curated record.